AUGGCAGAGAAACAAGCAGAGACAAAACGAAGCCUUCCAACGACAGGUUCUAAUCCUCGCGGUAUCCCAGCAGCUCCUUUCGUCGACAAUGUCACAGACUACGUUACCACAAGGGCAGAUGUUGAGCCCACACUUAGAUCAUUCCAGGAGAUGGUGUCCAAAUAUCAAUUCAUGGAAGUAAAUACACAGAGACGUGCACAGGGCCUGCAGCAGAAAAUUCCAGAUAUACGAAAAACCCUCGAGACUGUUAGAUUUUUGAAGAGUAGGAGAGAGGCUGGCACAAACGAACCUAUUAAAACCACAUUUGACAUGAAUGACACGCUCUAUGCCCAUGCGACUGUAUUACCCGAUGAUACAGAUGAAGUAUACCUAUGGCUUGCAGCAAACGUUAUGCUUGCAUAUCCCAUCGACGAGGCAGAAACAUUACUAGAAGAUAAAUUACAGGCUGCGGAAGUGAGCUUCAAGAACUGCGAAGAGGACAUGGAGUUUUUGAGAGAGCAGGUUACGACACUCGAGGUUGCGACAGCCCGUGUAUAUAACUGGGAUGUGGUACAGAGACGAAAGGAGAAAGCAGAGGGUAAAGAUGAGGAAACAGAAGGUGAAGGGAAGCGGGUACGGACAGAUGGUUAG
Microsporum canis CBS 113480 is the source of this 630-nucleotide messenger RNA. RefSeq names its product prefoldin subunit 3. Gene Ontology annotation, molecular function: tubulin binding. Lineage: Eukaryota; Fungi; Ascomycota; Eurotiomycetes; Onygenales; Arthrodermataceae. Gene Ontology annotation, cellular component: prefoldin complex; cytoplasm. The transcript has 4 exons. The coding region runs from base 1 to 630 and encodes 209 amino acids. Gene Ontology annotation, biological process: microtubule-based process; protein folding; tubulin complex assembly. The record is from RefSeq and is a predicted model, not a curated record.